CAAACCUACCGUCGGUGGCUCUGAUCCCUUAACCUAAAUUGGGACCUCCCAUGCGGCCAUACCUUUGGUGGCCGAUAAUAAAACCAGUGCCAUCUGGGCAGGCAAUUAAAGCCCGUGCUGUCUGGAUCACCCUGGACCGGGCUAUGCCAAUCGCAUUCCCCACCAAAACCGGCGUUCCUGCGUAUGCCAUGAUAUCCUCUACCAUAUACAAUUCCGUCCUUAUCUCUCUACAUCCUAUAACAAAUUCCCAACUUUGUGCCAGCCAUGCCGCCAGUGGGUUCCAUUAUUUAGGAUUCAUAAUAUAUUCUCCUACCGUAUCCUACUUCCCCCGCAAUUCAAAGAAUCUACUAUCGACCAAAUCCUCCACGUUUCAGUCCAUCGUUUCUUGCUUCAAUUGGCUUCUCGUCUGACCGGCGCCUAAGAGAAAUAGCGUAGGAGGGAAAGAUACAGCGGAGAGAAAUAAAAGAGAGAUCGGUCAAGUCUUCAGCUGCAUCUAGAGGUUCACAUCGCUGGGCAAGAGAUUCCUGUAUGAUACCAAGAUCUUUUGGGUAGGUCGCAACCUACUUGUCAACAUCCCUCCCACUUGUAUUAUUGGAGUUCUGGGAGGGGAAAAGAGCUCAGGGAAGCAUAGGUUGGUCUCGUCUUUUACCCCUAACCAUCUCCUGUGCUUCAAAGGAAGCAUCCUUCUAGUGGUCAUAUAGAGAUGGUUUGGGGAAAAGAUGGGGCCAAUGGCUCCACAAGGAGCGAUGUCGAAUCCUCCACGGACACCGGACAUGCUCGCCUCCACGAGCUUGGUUACAAGCAGGAGCUCAAACGCGAUCUCUCGGUGUUGUCCAACUUCGCCUUCUCAUUUUCGAUCAUAUCGGUGCUCACUGGUAUCACCACCCUUUACAACACCGGUCUCAAGUACGGAGGGCCUGUGACCAUGACAUUCGGGUGGUUUAUCGCUGGGUUCUUUACAAUGAUCGUCGGCCUUUCAAUGGCGGAAAUCUGCUCAUCAUACCCAACAUCUGGUGGUCUGUACUACUGGAGUGCUAAGCUCUCGGGGAAGAACUGGGCACCCUUUGCUUCCUGGUUGACUGGCUGGUUUAACAUUGUUGGACAGUGGGCUGUCACUACUAGUAUAGAUUUCUCACUAGCACAACUAUUGCAAGUAAUUAUCCUACUUAGCACUGGUGGAAACAAUGGAGGAGGAUACCUGGCUUCCAAAUAUGUGGUCAUUGGGUUUCAUGGGGGAAUUCUGCUGAUUCAUGCCAUAAUAAACAGUCUGUCAAUUACCUGGUUAUCUUUUUUUGGACAGCUUGCAGCUAUCUGGAAUGUCUUAGGUGUAUUUGUCCUUAUGAUCCUUAUACCAACUGUUACUACCAAGAGGGCCAGCACAGAUUUUGUGUUUACUCAUUUCAACACUGAAAAUGAUGCUGGAAUCCACAGCAAGCUAUACAUUUUUGUUUUGGGACUCUUGAUGAGUCAAUACACAUUGACAGGAUAUGAUGCAUCUGCUCAUAUGACAGAGGAAACUAAAAAUGCAGAUAAGAAUGGACCCAAAGGAAUAAUCAGUGCCAUCGGUGUAUCAAUUAUUGUAGGCUGGGGUUAUCUGCUUGGUAUCACAUUUGCAGUUAACAACAUUCCAUAUCUUUUGAGCACAGACAAUGAUGCUGGAGGGUAUGCAAUUGCAGAAGUUUUCUACCUUGCCUUUAAGAGUAGAUAUGGCAGUGGUGUAGGUGGCAUCAUUUGCUUGGGAAUUGUUGCUGUAGCUAUAUUUUUUUGUGGUAUGAGCUCAGUGACAAGCAACUCUAGGAUGGCAUAUGCAUUCUCGAGAGAUGGAGCAAUGCCGCUAUCGUCAUUGUGGCAUAAAGUGAACAAGCAAGAAGUGCCAUUAAAUGCAGUUUGGCUCUCAGCAUUUGUAUCUUUCUGUAUGGCUUUGACGUCUCUUGGAAGUUUAGUGGCAUUCCAGGCUAUGGUGUCAAUAGCUACAAUUGGACUCUACAUCGCUUAUGCUUUGCCCAUCUUCUUCCGGGUGACCCUGGCACGUAAAACUUUUGUUCCAGGCCCCUUCAACCUUGGCCGGUAUGGGAUACUAGUGGGUUGGGUUGCUGUCCUCUGGGUUGCAACAAUCACUGUACUAUUUUCGCUUCCUGUUGCUUAUCCCGUAACAAAGGAUACUCUGAAUUACACUCCAGUUGCUGUGGGUGGCCUAUUCAUCCUCACAGUGUCAUCAUGGAUUCUGAGUGCAAGACACUGGUUCAAAGGCCCCAUAACAAAUAUAGACACUUGAAUAGAGAAGAGGUGUAAUUAUGUAUUUGUGAAGCACAUGAAUGAAGAAUUAAUUGCUUAAAUUGUCUC
Messenger RNA from Elaeis guineensis (African oil palm), 2343 nucleotides. RefSeq names its product amino-acid permease BAT1 homolog. Lineage: Eukaryota; Viridiplantae; Streptophyta; Magnoliopsida; Arecales; Arecaceae. Gene Ontology annotation, cellular component: membrane. Gene Ontology annotation, biological process: gamma-aminobutyric acid transport; transmembrane transport. The record is from RefSeq and is a predicted model, not a curated record. Gene Ontology annotation, molecular function: L-lysine transmembrane transporter activity; L-glutamate transmembrane transporter activity; L-alanine transmembrane transporter activity.